AUGAUUUCCCGCCUCCGCCUAGACCAGAUGCAUGAUCUCAGUGCUGCCGCUCUUGAAGGUCAUCACCAGGGUGGCUAUGUCCGUGCAUAUGACACCAUAGUUCGCCUUGGCCUCCUUACUGAACUCCAACUCAUAGUGUCCCUUUUGCCUUCAUUGGCUUCUCUGCAGACCUUAGCAAAUCAGACCUUGCCAUCUUGCUCUUUCCCUUCCGCCUCUGACUCAACUAAGCCCAAAGUUUUGCUUACAAAUCUGCACGAUAAGAGCGCAUUCGCCUUACGAAAUUCUUCAUCUGAGCAUCGGCUUUUCGUUGACUCAGGCAUUAAUCUAGUAGGUACAUAA
This is a messenger RNA of Protopolystoma xenopodis, 339 nucleotides long. Lineage: Eukaryota; Metazoa; Platyhelminthes; Monogenea; Polystomatidea; Polystomatidae. The record is from the annotation of a GenBank genome assembly.